Messenger RNA from Rattus norvegicus (Norway rat), 1150 nucleotides. The record is from RefSeq and is a predicted model, not a curated record. NCBI's taxonomy places the organism in Eukaryota, Metazoa, Chordata, Mammalia, Rodentia, Muridae.
AGAGCUGGGAAAGAGGAGUUUAUUAUUGAGGCGCAGGAGUCUGGCCUUGAAGGUGGUUCCUCACCGCUUCCCUAGCGGGAAUUACCUGAGUCCUCCUCCCACAGGAUCCUCUGACCGCAGAGUUUGGAGUGCUAGGAGCCUGGAGCCUCAGCUGCUGGGGAGCCUUGUGCGGCAGGAGGUACUCGAGGCCGCUUAAGGGAAGGAGCCGAACCUCUGGCGGAAGGGAAUAUACGGCGGCACGCAGUCUGGGACUAUGACGUCGACCAAGUUAAGAUUGGCUUGGGCAAAAGAAUCCAAAGACCCUAGGAUCUCAGAAGGUCAACGGUCUCCUCUAGAGAAAAGGAUCCUGAGGUUUGGUGGUGUGCAUACAACAGCAGCGAGACACUUGCUAACUCAGAAGUACCAUGAGGAGAGCAAAGCACUCUGCAAGGAGCAAGCUCAUUCUCUUGACUACUGGCUUGCAAAAGCAGAGUCAUAUUAUAAUAAAAGAAUAGUUGACAUGAUGAAAAAAGACACAGGUGGUGAAACAAAGACAAAAGUGGAAGAGGAGCCACCACCACCACCACCACCACCACCACCACGUACAGAGAAACAGAAGCAACAUUAUUGGGUACCUGAGAGAGAGAAGAAGCAAAUAGAAAGGCACAUCCAUAGAACAAGCCAGGCCAGAGAAUUUAAGGACAAACCCUGGAAACAGACACAACUCCUCAGUGAAAUAACACUACCCAAAAUUAUGCUAGAGAGGCAGAGCAUCCCAAAGGCUCAGAAAAUAAGACAGGCACAUGAGAGAGAACUGCUCCAAAUUAAAGAUCAUCGGGAGCGAAUGAUUCGAGGAAGGGAACUUCUACAACAAAGGCUCAAAGAAAGAACCUUGAGAAAAAGCCUGAGCCAGAUCCCACUUCCUGAGAAGCAUGAUCAAGUAAAGAAACAGAGUAAAGAGUUUGAGAGGGUAGUUGCAUACCCACUUUUCCAGCCAUCCAGUACCAGUCGAAUUAAAGUGGAUAUUCUUAUGGAAAAAUCUCAGGACGAAGAGGACUUGAGCACAAUCAUAAGACCUUUUGGAAGGAGAUUCUUAGCUGUACCACCUUUUCUGAGAACACAAAUAGGAAAAAUAAAGAAUCCAUAAAGUUUCAGAGCUUUGCUGGCAGAA